GUCCGAUUUCUUCCAGACUCAACAUCCAGACACUCUCCCAGCUACCAAUCUGACGUCAAGGCGUCUCACUGACAUUCAAGACCCUGGAGAGCCGGUGCUGCAUGUCCCACUUCAAAGCCAAAGUGAACAAUUGUGGGUGGGAGGCCCACUGGGCCCCCACAGCCGAAUACGACAGAUGAAAAUUGCCUAAUCCAGGCUAGCGUCUGAGAGGGCAAAUGCCUCACGUGAGACCUUUGUCAACGACAUAUGGAACAGAACAAUCCUUUGAUCAGCAUGAUCGCUCGCGACAUGAGUACAGGGAAAAUACAUGAGUUACAGCUUGAGAUUCAAUACUGUUUCCUUCUAACCGCCAUCAAAGACCCUGCCUACUUUGUCGGAACACACUCGUGCCUGUUCUCUGGCUCUUGUUCUUGGGCCAGGUUCUCGCGGUGAUGACAGCACCGCGAAGCAGAAUUGAUGGCUGCUGUGAUCAAAUUCCGCCUAAACAAGUUGUCAUCAUCUGAACAACCUAUCUCCAAGCAUACUCGAAAACCUCACAAGAAGUCACGGAAUGGAUGCGGAUCGUGCAAGGAGCGAAGGCUAAAAUGCGACGAACAACGUCCUAUCUGCGGACGUUGCAAGGCCAUUCAGAGUCUCUGUGUCUACGCUCAGUCUGCUGAGGGCCACGAUGCAAAGUCGGAAGGCGUUAUUUCGCUGAGUCAGUCCAGUCCCUCCACAGAGUCAAUCCUCAAAGGAUCUCACCUGGCUAUGGUUCAACAUGAAGUACAACUCGAUGGGCUUUUGAGAUACUCUGGCGACGAAGACUCGAUGAGAAGCAAUCUGCUACUACAACGGAUGACACCAUACUUACGUGUCUUUCAUCACUACGUCAAUUUCACCUUAAACUCCCUAGCGGGACCCGUUUCACAGAAGUCCAUGAUUAGAACGCUCUACCUCCCGCUUGCGCUCCAGAAUUCAUCCUUGAUGCACGCGCUUCUCGCCAUUUCGGCCCAACACAUGGCACACUUGCAACCGAAUAUGGCAAGUCACCAGAUCGCCAGGACGCAUCACAUGCACCGAGCGACGACUUUGCUCCAGCAACAACUUGCUAGACCUCUGGGCCAGCACAACAUGGAUUUGAUUAUUUCCAAUUGCCUCUCUUUGAAUAUGAACCUCAUCCAGUAUGACCGAUUCGAUCCAUUAGACUCUUUUGUCCUAGCCGAAGACGAGGCCGUUCGGGCUAGGAAGCUGCAAUGGGUAGAGAUGCAGGCGUCAGCGGCGCAAAUAUGCAACGUCUUCUCGGACCAUCUGCACGAGAGCAUGUGGGCACCGGCUUUUGCAGAGUCAGGUCCUGAGGCAUACCAUCCCAAGACGCUUCGAGAGCUCAAGAAAGAAGGUCACGAAGGCAUCCCCCACCCACUAGCCCAAUUGUGUGAGAUUGGUCCGGAUUCGUCAUCUCGCAACAACGUCUACCACAUGGCGCUGCGACACGUCAGCCUGAUCUUCACCACCGGCGCUAGCACUAGCAUCGGAACAUCGACCAUCGACACCUUCAACCUGAUCAUCGUGUUCAUGGCACAACUACAGCCAGCAUUCCGUGCUCUUCUGGGCCGCCGAGACGAGCGUGCCUUGCUCAUCUUCGUCUACUGGCUGACCGCCCUGUAUCACAUGGACAUCUGGUGGACCACUGGACGCGCUCUCAACGAAGGCCACGCCAUAUGUAUGUUUCUUGAAAACACCACCUCCCCCGCCAUUCGAACUCUUCUGCAAUACCCUGCCACCCAGCUGGGUUACCGAUUCUCUUCUUCUAUCACCGAAUCCUCUUCUCCGUUCGAGUCCGCUGAUGCCCUUUCUCGGGACCAACCAAGCCCUGAAGAUGAGCUGGUAGCUCUGAGCACGGAGUCGCUGAUUUGAUGACGAGACACCUAAAUCAACUUAACAAUAGAGUCGAAUAGUGACCGGAUCAUUUUUGAUAUUCCUCUUCGCCUUGAUGGCCUCCUCCGCUCACAUUGUACGGUCCGAAACAGCUCCGGAUGUUCUUGCAAAUGCCAAGGUGGCCUAUAGAGCGUGUAAGACCAAAAUCUAUGUAACAACAAGUGUAUCAUUAAUUGAGUUCUAUAUCUCC
This is a messenger RNA of Exophiala mesophila, 2104 nucleotides long. RefSeq lists its product as uncharacterized. The coding region runs from base 457 to 1893 and encodes 478 amino acids. Gene Ontology annotation, molecular function: zinc ion binding; DNA-binding transcription activator activity, RNA polymerase II-specific. The record is from RefSeq and is a predicted model, not a curated record. Gene Ontology annotation, biological process: regulation of transcription by RNA polymerase II. Lineage: Eukaryota; Fungi; Ascomycota; Eurotiomycetes; Chaetothyriales; Herpotrichiellaceae. The transcript has a single exon.